AUACUACACAUUCCAUGAUGCCCUGCGGUCUGGGCAGCGCCUGCGUCGAAGUUGGGGGAAGAGCGGUCGGCGGUGACGGCGGGAGGAGUAAAGAUGGCUGCGCGGGGGUCUCCGCCUUCUGCUCCCGGUUGAAUCGCUGGGAGGGCGGCGGCGAUCAGGCUAGCGGCAGCGGCGGCAGCCGGGACCCGGGCCAUGGCGGAGUUGGAGCACCUGGGUGGAAAGCGGGCCGAGUCGGCGCGGGUGCGGCGGGCUGAGCAGCUGCGGCGCUGGCGGGGCUCGCUGACUGAACAGGAGCCGGCGGAGCGGCGGGGCUCCGGGCGGCAGCUGCAGUCGUCCCGCCGUGGGGGGCCUCGGGUCCGCUUUGAGGACGGGGCCGUCUUCCUGGCAGCCUGCUCGAGCGGGGACACCGACGAGGUGAAGAGGCUGCUCGCUAGGGGAGCCGACAUCAACACGGUCAACGUCGACGGGCUGACAGCCCUGCACCAGGCCUGUAUUGAUGAAAACUUGGACAUGGUGAAGUUCCUAGUGGAGAACAGAGCCAAUGUAAACCAGCAGGACAACGAGGGCUGGACUCCUCUUCAUGCAGCAGCUUCCUGUGGCUAUCUUAACAUAGCAGAGUAUUUCAUUAACCAUGGAGCCAGUGUGGCUACAGUGAAUAGUGAAGGUGAAGUCCCCUCCGACCUUGCAGAAGAGGCGGCAAUGAAGGACCUGCUCCUGGAGCAGGUGAAGAAACAAGGGGUUGAUCUGGAGCAGUCAAGAAAAGAAGAGGAGCAGCAGAUGUUGCAGGAUGCUCGUCAGUGGCUCAAUAGCGGAAAAAUUGAAGAUGUGAGACAAGCUCGCUCAGGGGCCACUGCCCUCCAUGUGGCUGCUGCCAAGGGCUACUCUGAAGUUCUCAGGCUUUUGAUUCAGGCUGGCUAUGAACUGAAUGUUCAGGAUUAUGAUGGCUGGACUCCCCUUCAUGCUGCUGCACACUGGGGGGUGAAAGAGGCCUGUUCCAUUCUGGCAGAAGCACUCUGUGACAUGGAUAUCAGGAACAAACUGGGCCAAACACCCUUUGAUGUGGCAGAUGAAGGACUUGUGGAACACUUGGAGAUGCUCCAGAAGAAACAGAAUGUGCUUCGAAGUGAGAAAGAGACAAGAAAUAAACUUAUUGAAGCAGACCUGAAUGGAAAGUUGCAGAGUGGACUCUUUAAAAACAAAGAGAAGAUUCUUUAUGAUGAGGAAACACUGAAGUCUCAGGAAGCAGAGGAAGAGAUUAAGGAUUCUAGCAGCUCUAGCUCAGAAGAAGAAGGUGAAGAGGAAGCUUCUGAGUCAGACACUGAGAAGGAGUCAGAUAAAAAGCUGGAGGCUGUUGUCAACCAUUCUAGUUCUGAAUCAAAGAGCAGCAUCAUGGAGCAGAUACCACCACCAUCUCAGAAUAUCUUCUCUGCUUCUCCUGCCAGAAGGUUCUCCUCUAGUUUCUUCAGUAAGGCAGAGGAACCUAAGGAUGAAUCACCUGCCUCGUGGCGACUUGGACUCCGGAAGACUGGCAGCCACAACAUGCUCAGUGAGGUGGCCAGUCCUCGUGAGGCUUUAAGGGAUCGAGGCUCCUCCAUCUACCGCUCAUCAUCGAGCCCUCGGAUUUCUGCCCUGCUGGACAACAAAGAAAAGGAAAGGGAAAAUAAAAGCUAUUUUUCUUCACUAACACCGCGGAGGCUCAACACUGCAAGUGAUAUUGAAGAAAAGGAAAACAGAGAAUCUGCUGUUAAUCUAGUUCGAAGUGGCUCCUACACUCGGCAGCUUUGGAGGGAUGAAGCAAAGGGAAAUGAACCUUCUCAGACUGGUGCUCCUUCCACCUAUGUAUCAACCUACUUGAAAAGUGCUUCAUUUGGUAGAAGUAGUGACCCCACCAGUCCCUACAUUUCAGCCAAUCGCAAUUCAUCUCCUGCUACCUCACCCACUACCAUUGGUUCAUCUACCUCUCGAGGCAGCCAGUGGCAACCAGCCUCUUCCUGCCCUACACCAAUCAGUGCAAAUACUACUGCAUCUGUUCACCAUGGCAGAACUCCUUACAAGCUCCAUACAGAUCCGGCUGUGGAAAAAGCUGCAGACAAUGUGUCCUCUAGCACCCCACUGUGUGUGAUCACCAAUCGACCCCCGCCUAGCACUGCCAACGGAGUUACAGCUGCCAAUGUGCUCUCAACUACUGGGACAGACUCCUCCACAGAAGCCAGGGAAAGGAGGCGGUCUUAUCUAACACCUGUACGGGACGAGGAAGCAGAGUCCCAGCGGAAAGCCCGUUCUAGACAAGCUCGGCAGACUCGAAGAUCUACACAGGGUGUCACUCUGACUGAUCUUCAGGAAGCAGAGAGAACUUUUAGCCGAUCCCGAGCAGAAAGGCAAUCUCAAGAACAGCUAAGUGAAAAGACUGAAAGUGGUCCUGAGCAUCUUGAAAGUGGCAGUGAAAAACAGGAGCCACCCACAGCACUGACAAAAGAAACUGGGGAAACCCGGCAACGUGGGAGGAGGAACUUGGAUGAAGAGCCUUCUUAUGGACGACUGAGAAACCUAACCCAGCAAGAUAAAUCCACAAUACCAGUUUCUCCUUCUGAAUCAAGAUCUUCCCUUUCUAUUGGAUCCCAUCUCCUCCGGGCAAGUAGGUCCUCUGGCUUAGACUCUGAGAGUUCAGAAACUGCUACAAGCACCACAAAGGAUAUGGAAAAAAAUGAAAGUGAAGAUCCAGAUUUGGAUGACCAAUCCUCCAAUAAGACAUCCAUCCGAGAGAGGCGCCGACCCAAGGAAAGGCGAAGAGGGACAGGCAUAAACUUUUGGACAAAGGAUGGAGAUGAAGCUGAUGGCACAGAAGACUUAAAAGAGUCAUGGCAUGAAAGGCUUUCUAGGUUGGAAUCAGGAAGCAGUAGCCUCACCUCCACUGAUACUUACAGUGACCGAGCUUCAGCCAAGGCCCGAAGGGAAGCCCGAAUAGCUUCUUUGACAAGUCGUGUGGAAGAAGACAGCCAAAGGGAUUAUAAAAGGCUCUAUGAGAGUGCUCUGACAGAAAACCAGAAGCUGAAAACCAAACUUCAGGAGGCCCAGCAGGAACUGGCAGAAGUCAAAUCUAAAUUAGAAAAAGUAGCCCAGAAACAAGAAAAAACCUCUGACCGAUCAACAAUGCUGGAGAUGGAGAAAAGGGAAAGACGAGCCCUGGAGAGGAAAAUGUCAGAAAUGGAGGAGGAGAUGAAGGUUUUGACAGAGCUGAAGUCCGACAACCAGAGGCUGAAAGAUGAAAAUGGUGCCCUCAUCAGAGUUAUCAGCAAGCUGUCCAAAUAGACUAAUUUUUUGGAAGGGAAAGCACUUGCUGUCCCCAGCACCCAUUCCCCUCUGCCUCCUUCCAACCAAAAAGUGUCAGUGUUUGUGACUGAAGGAUCCCUCCCUGCCCCACUACCCCAAGCAUUUCUUUUCCCUGCACAUCCCAGAUCUCAUCUACUCCCAUGUUUUAGGAGAUAUUUCAUGGAAACAUAAUGGUGGCAAUGAGAGAUGGCCAUCGAGGGCAAGGGGCAGUGCCCAGAGCCAAGAAGUGGGUCCCUGGCACUCCUAGUUGCUCUACCACUUUGUUCACAUUAGACUCAGGCCAGAUCUGAAAGGCUCAUACACAGCACCAACACAAUGGUCCAUUGGCCCUGGAUGUUUUGGGGAGAGGACAGUGGACCAGUGUGGAGGCUGCCAUCUGCUGGCCUGGCCCAUGGAUCCCAUGGAGUGCUAUGCCCCCAAGGAGAACUGGACUAUGAUUUAAUCUCCAGACAUCCACCAGGUCAUGUUUUUAUAGAGUUGAGUGACAGUUGUUUCACGGUGAGGCUCUGUUCCCAGCCUCCCAGGAACCAUCUUUUCAUGGUGUACCUACAUGGUUUUUACGUCUGUCUGGUAACAUUGCAGAAAAGCCUCAGCCUCCACUCUGCCUUGUCUGGUCAUCUCCCCAGAGCCCAGGGGGCCUUGCUUUACUUGGUAUUUUCUUCUUCCCCUUUUCCCUUCUCACUUGCCACCUAUCUAGAAUCCAUAUUGCAGCAUCUGAGCUCCAUUGGCCUCAGCUACUUAGAAAAGUAUUUUCUGAAGCUGUCAAGGAAAAAGAAUUACCGUGUCUGCCAGCAGCACCUGUUCCCUGUCCAAGGGUGGCAACAUACCAUGCAAGGCACACACGAGCACCCAACACAUCAGUCUAGAUGCUAUCUAGGCUGUGAAAGCCCCACUCUACUUCCAUUCCAGGGAAGAUAUUUUAGUUUUUUUCUUCUCAGCCUUCCUGUACGUCUCUGGUGGGAAAUGAGCACAAUGCAAGGAGACUCCAGGAGCAGGUUGCAGGUGAAUGGCACAAGACUAAAAGUAACUCAUUGUGCUACCAGAAUGAGGACUAAAGGAACUUAAGAAUUGGAAAGACCUGGUGGUCAGCUCUUAGAGGCAUUUUUCACCUUUAAAAUCAAUGGAAAAGUCACUUAGGAAAGAAACAAGGAAAGAUGGAGUAUCUUCAAACUAAGGGAGUUAUGACAUCGUAAGAGUCUUAGAGCUGAGAAAGGCCAGAGGUCAUUUAGUUCGACCAGCUAAUGCUUCAACAUCCUGGACAGGACAGAUGAUCCAUUAUCCUCUACUUGAACACUUCAGUGACAGGAAGCUCACUCUAAAAAUGUAUGUUCCAUUAUUAGCUAGCUUGAAUUUUUAAGAAGUUCUUCCUAAACCUAACACUAUUUCACUCAUUGAUACUAUAUCUGCCCUCUGGAGCCACACAUUCUGAUGCUUCAUUACAACUAAAUAUUUCAAGACAAUUAUACAAACCCCCUGCAGUGUCUUCUAUCUGCCAAAUAUCCCCAACUCCAACUGUUCCUCAUGACAGUUUCCAGGCUCUCCACUAUCCUGGUCACCAUCUCCUAGGCAUAAUACUCUAGCCCUAGCUGUAGGGUGACUAUUGAAACAUAAGGUAAAACUUACCUCCCUUGAUCAGGACACUGUGUCCUUAUUAAUGUAGCCUGAGAUAGCAUUAGCUUUUCGAGCAGCUGCACUACACUAUUGGCUCAUAUUGAGUUUUCAGGUGACUAAGACCACCCCUGGUCUUCUUCACAGGCAUGACUGGGGGUAAUCUUGGUAUAUAAAAUUCAUUAAGUUUGCAUUGAAGUCCAGUGAUCGGUUUUCACACACACACCACCUCUAUCCAUUGUGAAUCUCUUCUCUUUUCAUGAAAGUAGAGAAAUUCUUCAUUGGUGUCUGAAGCAUCAAGCAAUCAAGGGCAAUCAGGAGUUAACAGGCAAUCAACACUUCAAGGGUUGCAAACUUGUCUUCCUUGCCAAAACUCACUUUUAUAGUCUGCAAAGUGAUUCCUUUUCUAACAACAUGUCACGGGAAGCCAUUCCUCUAUCAUAACUUGGAUGGCCUUUCAGAAUUGUGAAAGUACUCCCUUCAGGGUAAUGAGUGUGAAGAUGACUUGUACUGUAAGCAUUUACCUUAUUCUAAUCAAUGAGACCGUCUAUCACUAUAUAAGACACUGGAGGAUUAUCUAGCCAUAUUUUAGUUAUUUGGGGAAUUCUUCCUAGAAGAAAAAAUCAAAUUCUUCAUCUGACCAUCUCAAUAGAGUGAGGUCAAAAAGGACUGCUUAGAUUUUCUUAUUUUGGGGCAGUCUCCUUCAACUGCCAUUUCCAGAAAUUCUCCCUCUCCUCGUUCUGACUGGAGGCUAUGUCUGAUUCCCUCUUUGACCUUCUGACCCCUAUUUCCAACUUCUAGCCUACUUUGUUGAGGAGAUGCACGAGGGCUUACUUGGUUUCUGAAACCACUGAUGAAUUUUCAACUUUUCAUACAGCUCACUACCAUACCCUGAGUCCCCAGAAUACACAUGCUUACCUAGGCUACAUUGUCCUCCAGGGAGUGAGACAGACUCCAUUGCACCCAGAGCUAGGAAAGAAUCUUCCUUAUUUGAAUGAAAAACUACUGAAAUGAAGGUAAGCGAGGGGGGCUCAUGAAUACCAUACGCUCCACUGCAUUACCUCAGACUAUUGUGAACCCUCUCAGUGACUACCACCACCAUUGUUCCAGAAUUGUGGAGCAGUGCUUCUGGAUCCCAUCACAGUCUCUACUCAGAAGUGGCAGCAUUUCACUCAAGGUCACUUCUUGCUGCAAAUUGGACUUUAAAGGUGAUGCCAAUGUAUCAAAAGGCUCCUUAAGCCAUCCCUUGGCAAGUAAAUGAACAUUUCAGCAAAUGUUAAGUCCAUGCACAAGGGACUGUGCUGAGGGCCAAAUAGACAAAGACAGAAUGAGAGGGCCCCUGGACUAGUACACUGUAGGGAGAGAGCAUUUCUUUGGGUCUUACUAAUUCUUCAUUCCUAAAUUCUACAUCCUCACUAUCUUGCUACAUCUCAGAAUACUGCCUCCCUAAACAUAUUUGCCUACUGACUAGCCCUUAGCUUUGGUCAGCCUCCCAGGUGCAAUUAAAAGGAAACAAAAACUGUGAAGAGGAGCAAGUUGGGAGAUGUCCUGGUUAUUAACCCUGGGGUCUUCCCUUGUCUUACAUCUCUGCUAGGUUAGCUUUAGCAUAAAGGGGAUACCAAGAUUUCAUGAAAUUCUUGGUCCCAACUCCAGCUAGUAAUCCCCAUGCAGGAGCCUUGCAGAAAUGGUCACAUGUUAGCACAGAGAGUCCCUUUGUACCCCUCCCCACCAAAAAAGCAUCAUCAAAAGAAAACCCCAUAGAAGGGGUUAUCCAUUUUGUAACCACCUGUGUGACCUUGGGCAUGUAAUCCUUCUGGACCUGUUCUCUUAUCUGUAAGAUGAGGGAGGCUGACUAGAUGAUCACCAAGAUUCUAUGACAAUUUUUAGAAGAUUCAAGAAUUUUUCCACCCUCAGCAGAACCACUGCUGUUUGUUACUUGGAAAAUUCUAGCACAAGAGCAUCAUUGUUUUCUGAAUGUGAGUUUUCAGCAUUGGUGUCAGGGUCAGCUUGUCAGCCUUGUUGGAAAGUGAUUUUAAUACCAAGGGUGAUGGAAUGGUAUUGCAAUCGCUCUUCCUCCAAAUGGCUCAGUAAGUAUUACAGCCUGCAGAGGUGUGAAUUGAAGCUCAUGGAGAGAUGGGCAGAAAGCAAUUUGUGGCAAGUAGCUUUGGGAGAGAUGGUUUUAAUGGGAAAUGGGGGGAGCGCUUUGUAGGCCUGAUCCAAGGCCUCUUGCUUGGUUUCCACUGUUUUUUUUUUGUUUGUUUGUUUGUUUUGUUUUAAGCCCUUACCUUCCAUCUCAGAAUUAAUACUGAGUAUUGGUUCCAAGGCAGAAGAGUGGUAAGGGCUAGACAAAGGGGCUUAAGUGACUUGCCCAGGGUCACACAGCUAGGAAGUUUCUGAGGCCAGAUUUGAACCCAGAAUCUCCCUUCUCUAGAUCUGGUUCUCUAUCCACUGAGCUACCUAGUUGCCCUUUCCACUGUUCUUAACUCCAGGCCCAUAGUCUAGUUGUAUUCUCCAUGCACCAGCUCUUUCGCAGAUGGACCCAAGUUUUAUAGCAAAAAGAGAACAAUUUCCUUUUGCAGAGACCCCCAAGUUGGGUUUCUUAGAGCUUCUGUAGAGAUAGGACUGUUUGAUAUGAGAAAAGAGGAGCUGAGAUUUUGUUCAAAGCCAUUUCCCAUGAGAGUAAAAGGUUUGUAGAAGGGACCACUUGGUCAGUAAGGAAUUUGCAAACAGGCAGGCUGGGCCCUAUCUGACUGAGCAAAUUGCCCCAUGUGAGUAAGAGAGAGAAAUUGGAGUAGGAUUGCAGGUUGGAGGCCCAGAAUGGGAGGAUGACAUAUAUAAGUGGAAGGAAAAAAGACCUAAACAGUGGGACUGAGUACUAUAGUAAAUAGAGGCUGGGGCUGACAUUGAGGGAGAAAGUGAGACAUAGAAUCUUCAGCCUGCAGUCCAAAAGCAUUGUUUCAGAUUUUAAUCAACAUUCUUAAUGGCUAUUGACCCUCUAGGAGCUUCAGCCCAACGAUGUGGCUGGUAUUGAUCACCUGCACUCUGAUUACUUUGGAAAAACAGACCAACUUCUUCCUGCAGCCAAGGAUGUGUUAGUAUCACAGCUAUCAAUGAAUAAAGCGGUUUACUGCAGAAAAAUUCAGCUAGGAAACCUGUCUGCCCACAUGAGAGGAACUGUUACCCAUCCUCAAGGAGUGGGAGUCAAAGAACGCUCCCUGGGCAUUCUGCAGGUCACUUAGAAUUUAUAGCUCUUCCAUUCUCAAAAAAGAGCUGCAGAUAAAAUCUGGUUGAGGAGACAGAGAUCUUAUUUUUCCAUUGAUAAUUGUUCUGACUUCAUCUAAGAUAUAUGAAUGAUUUUCAGAUUGUUCUUUUAUUCGCAACACAGGGGUUUGGGAAUUGCUAAACUGAUAUCAACACUGCAAAGAUGUGGGACACAAUUGGAAAUACCAUCAUAGGACACCAUUGUCUUCAAUGAUUUCAACAGGUUAUCCCUUCUGAACCUCACCCCUUCAAGGAACUAUCUUGGGACCCUCCCUCCCCACCUCUGAUAAUCUCUUCACCCACUUUGGACCCUGGAAGUGAUGUCAUUUGGAUUAUCUCUUCUCAAAUCUUGAUUCCCCCAUGAAAGCCAUUUUCCUUUUUGCAGUGUCACAUAAGGGUUACAUCAGGAAUCAGGAUACCCUUAUAUCCUUCAGAAAUUACUACCUCUCCUUUUUCUUUCCCACAUUGAUUCCUCCUGUUGCAAGCCUUUUAGAGCGGAUGUUACUUUAGGAAGGAAACUUCCAAGAAUGCCUCUGUGUGGAAGAUGUUUGCUGGGAGGCUUCCCCAGAGAACUCCCUGAGCUUCAGGAGCCCCUGAAGUCCUAACAAGAUAGAUUUAACCUAUAGGGAUUUUGUUCAGAAUAUCCUUCUGUUACAUGUAGGAAGGCACAGGAUUAUGUUCCAGACAGUUUUUCCUGGGAUCAGUGAUGAAUAUGUCCUGGAAGGCCCUUAAUUUCCCUGCCUCUCCUUUAGUGAAGCCAGUGAGGGUUUUCAUUGGUAACCAGCUCUUCAGAAUUCUGGCUGGUGGGGAAAUAAAGAUCAUUCUCCAAUUCAUCAAGGUUUUGUCCUUGGCGACUCAAGUAUUUCUCACUUGGUCACAAACAUAUCUGGAUUUGGUUGACAUUUUCCAAUUCAACUAAUAGAAAUCUUACCGAGGGCUGGACAUGUCUCUUGUCAGUCACUUGGUGAAUAUCUGUUAUAACAAGAGUAUUCCAGGAGCUGUUGUUAGGGGGAGCCUGUUUUUAAUGAAUUUCAAGUAUCAGGGGAGGACUAAGAGGAUCUCUCCGGUUAUCUUGGGAGAGGCUUGGACCAGACUUGGGCUGGAACGGUCUUCCUUACUAAGCCAGACCCCCACUUUUAUUAAGACUUCCUUGUCUCCUCCUCACAAAAUACUAAGCCUGGGAAUAGGAAGGCCAAAUAAGCAUCUAAUGGAGAACAGGAAAGAUCUGAAGCUGCUCUUGAACAGGACACCAAGGGUAAUCGGGGUAGAGAAAUAAGUCUCUGGAAGGUCUAGAGUACUGUCUGAGUCGCCCUAAUCUUCCUUUGCUUGCCAGUAGCUAGUAGCUCUGUCCUUAGCUGGUGGCUGAUUCCCCAGACUGGUUGGAGUGCGCUUUCUUCCCCCCUGCCCAUUUUGCUAUGUGGGGAGAACACAAUCCCAUUCUUCCUGAAUGCUUUAGAGAUGGGCUUUGUGGCUUCUUUCCUUCUUGCCCUACCUAGACUAAAUUGAUGGAGAUGGCCAGAAUCACUUGGACAGCUGCACUGCCUUCCCCCUGGGAGGGUAGCACUCUGUCUUCUGCAUAUUUUCAUCCCUUAACCCUACUUCCACCACUAUUAAAGCACUGGAUAUAACCAUUUUUUUUUUUCAGCUGAAUUGUAUGGACUAACUUCAGUCAACUGUAAAUACACUGGGGGAGGGGGGAGGGAAUGAGUGGGGAUGUGGGACUCUUGUGACCCGAAUGUAUUUUUAUGCAAAUUUGAGUGGCCUUUCAACCCUGAGAUGAAUGAUUUUGUUUUACUGGUUGUCACUAUAUAGUAUUAUUAUUGUGUGUUUGAAAGUUUGAGAUAAUAAUAUUCACAUCUAUAUGAUGCCUGUAAACACAACAGUAUUUAUAAAUGAGUAAAUAAAACUGUGUUUUAACUUUG
This is a messenger RNA of Monodelphis domestica (gray short-tailed opossum), 10121 nucleotides long. It is a transcript of the gene PPP1R12B, whose product is annotated as protein phosphatase 1 regulatory subunit 12B. Gene Ontology annotation, cellular component: cytoplasm; Z disc; A band. Gene Ontology annotation, molecular function: phosphatase regulator activity; enzyme inhibitor activity; protein kinase binding. The record is from RefSeq and is a predicted model, not a curated record. Gene Ontology annotation, biological process: signal transduction. Lineage: Eukaryota; Metazoa; Chordata; Mammalia; Didelphimorphia; Didelphidae.